Chaetomium globosum CBS 148.51 is the source of this 636-nucleotide messenger RNA. RefSeq lists its product as uncharacterized. Lineage: Eukaryota; Fungi; Ascomycota; Sordariomycetes; Sordariales; Chaetomiaceae. The transcript has 2 exons. The coding region runs from base 1 to 636 and encodes 211 amino acids. The record is from RefSeq and is a predicted model, not a curated record.
AUGACCAUGGCACAACACGGCUUCCCGAUAAACGGGCAUGGCGGGAUUGACCCGAACGAACUAGCCAUGCCCGGGAAUUACUCUGCCUCGUUUCAACAACACCACUUCAAUCAUGGUUCAUCAGACAAUUACUCAACAAAUUCAGCGAUCUUUAGAGACGAUGAACUCUUGGAGGGACUAAACAGCCCAACAGACGCCCAGGCAGGCGUUCAGGAAUAUGGUGGGAUCAAUGAUAUGGGCGUUAGUUUCUCCCAUGGAGUUUACGGCUCCCACCACGGAUUGCCAAUCAACCAGCAGUCGAUGAAUGGCUACUCGAGCACACCAGAUGGCGAUCCCAUCCAGAGCCCUUUUGCCCACAACUUUGGCUACCGACAAAUGGGGCACGCUCAGUCCUUUGGUGCGCUGAAAUCCCCGCUAUCGUAUGCAGGGUCUCCUCUUGCGAACCCAGACGUCAACGAGAACAACGGCCAGAACUUUCUCAGUGCCCAGGCCCAGGCACAAGCACAGGCACAGGCUCGCAGCCGCCUAGCAGGAGCCAUGCAACGCAAGCCUUCGACCAACGCUAGAGUAUGUCCUCCUUCCCGGGCUCCGGUUUUUCCUCGCCACUUCAGCACGGGAUCCCCGGCAACCAGAUAA